AUGUCAUCAUCUUCGGGAUUGACCAGACGCAGGGGCGGAGGCGGAGGCGCCGCCGCUGAGGGCGAGAGCAGCAAUGGUGGCAUUCAGCGAAACAACUCCUCGAGCAACUUCGAUAAUACCCCGGAGACGAGCUACGAGAGCAACGAAAAUGGCCACAAGAUCGCAUUCGACCCACGAGAUAUCAGCGAGAGCACAGAGCGUAGCAAGCAGCCCAAGUUGACUCUGAUGGAGGAAGUUCUUUUGCUGGGGCUCAAGGAUAAGCAGGGAUACCUCUCUUUUUGGAAUGACAACAUAUCGUACGCCCUUCGAGGCUGCAUCGUCUUGGAGCUUGCCCUUCGCGGCAGGAUCAGCAUGCAGAAGGACCCCUCGAGGAGGCGCUUCCCCCUGCCUGACCGUGUCAUCGAGGUCGUUGAUGAUACAUUGACGGGAGAGGUGCUGCUCGACGAAGCUCUCAAGAUGAUGAAGGCGAGCGAAAAGAUGAGCGUCAGCUCGUGGAUCGACCUAAUGAGCGGCGAGACGUGGAACCUUAUGAAGAUUGGGUACCAGCUGAAGCAAGUCCGUGAACGGCUGGCAAAAGGGCUUGUCGACAAGGGAAUCUUGCGCACCGAGAAGCGCAACUUCCUGCUCUUCGACAUGGCAACGCACCCGGUCGCCGACGGCGGCGCCAAGGAAGAGAUUCGGCGGCGCGUCAGGAACGUUCUCACCCAGAGGACAGUCGUCCUUCCGGCGACGCAGUGGCUCCCCGAAAACCUCGAAUUCCGGUACACACGAACAAUCGCAAUGGUGUGCGCGGCCUACGCGGCUAACGUCCUCGAGAAUGCGCUUUCCACCCUAGGCCAUGAGGCCAGGGAGCGUGCGUUCGCCCAAACGGACGAGCUGCUGGCCGAAUACAGCCAGUUCCCAUUUGGAAAGAAGGCUACUGGGAACGGAAUUGGCGCCAAUUUGCCACAAGUCAUCUCUGAAGAGGUCAACAAGGCCAAAGACAAGGAGCUUCAACUCGAGGUUGUGGCUGCCUGCCUCAACGUCUUCACCCGCCUCGACUCCCUACUAUAA
Molecule: messenger RNA, 1053 nt
Organism: Diaporthe citri
Lineage: Eukaryota; Fungi; Ascomycota; Sordariomycetes; Diaporthales; Diaporthaceae
Exons: 4
Coding region: 1-1053 (350 amino acids)
Biological process (GO): Golgi vesicle budding; retrograde vesicle-mediated transport, Golgi to endoplasmic reticulum; Golgi organization
Cellular component (GO): cytosol; Golgi cisterna; trans-Golgi network
Molecular function (GO): phosphatidylinositol-4-phosphate binding
Source: RefSeq, a predicted model, not a curated record